AUGCUCCAAGCGCAGAGCCAACACGUCUUCUCCCACCAGCAUCAGUACCCUCAGGCUGAUCCCUCGUGGCUGCAGCAUCAACAACAGCAACAGCAGCAACAGCAGCAACAGCAGCAGCAGCAGCAGCAACAGCAACAUCACCAGCAGGCCCAGCCUCACUCGCAGCAUCAGCACCAGCACGCCUCCCUGGUUGCUCAACAGCAGGCCCAGGUUCAGGCCGCCGCCGCCGCGGCACAACAGCAGCACUAUGGUCGCCUCGCCAUGAGUGGUAAUGGCGCCGCGAACUCAGCGCAGGGUGCUGGGGGCGUCGCCGGCAUGAACGGAGAGGGUCUUGCGAAUGCCGUCUCCGUCAUGGAUGGUGGUAUCAGUGAAGAGAACCGCAAGGUCUUCAUCUGGGUGGCGGAACUCUUGGACCCCGCCCGUCGUGAAACCGCGCUUAUGGAGCUCAGCAAGAAGCGCGAGCAGGUUCCCGAGCUGGCACUGGUUAUCUGGCAUUCGUUUGGUGUGAUGACUGCUCUCCUCCAAGAGAUCAUCUCAGUCUACCCCUUAUUGAACCCCUCCCAGUUGACCGCCGCGGCUUCAAAUCGAGUCUGCAAUGCGCUGGCGCUCUUGCAGUGUGUCGCAUCGCACAACGAGACUCGCACACUCUUCUUGAACGCUCACAUUCCCUUGUUCCUUUACCCGUUCCUCAACACGACCUCGAAAUCGCGCCCCUUCGAAUACCUGCGUCUCACCUCCCUCGGCGUGAUAGGAGCUCUGGUGAAAAAUGACUCGUCGGAUGUUAUUAACUUCCUUCUGACCACCGAGAUCAUCCCUCUGUGCCUUCGCAUUAUGGAAACCGGAUCUGAGCUUAGCAAGACCGUUGCCAUCUUCAUCGUGCAAAAGAUCCUCCUCGAUGAUAUCGGUCUGGCGUACAUUUGUGCGACUUACGAGCGUUUUUACGCAGUGGGCACUGUCCUCAGCAAUAUGGUCACUCAGCUGGUGGAGCAACAGACAGUUCGUCUUCUCAAGCACGUCGUGCGAUGCUUCCUUCGUCUGAGCGACAAUAGUCGAGCCCGCGAGGCCCUGCGUCAAUGUCUCCCAGAACCUCUUCGAGACGCCACAUUCUCAUCCGUCCUUCGCGACGACGCAGCUACCAAGCGCUGCUUGGCCCAGCUCCUGAUUAACCUUUCAGACAACGUGUCUGAUGGAGCCCCGGCGGCCAUGUAA
Messenger RNA from Penicillium maclennaniae, 1209 nucleotides. Its product is annotated as Rcd1-like cell differentiation family protein. Gene Ontology annotation, cellular component: CCR4-NOT complex; P-body; CCR4-NOT core complex. The record is from RefSeq and is a predicted model, not a curated record. Gene Ontology annotation, biological process: mRNA catabolic process; negative regulation of translation. The transcript is spliced from 4 exons. NCBI's taxonomy places the organism in Eukaryota, Fungi, Ascomycota, Eurotiomycetes, Eurotiales, Aspergillaceae. Bases 1 to 1209 code for a protein of 402 amino acids.